GGGAAAUGUCACAAUAGUGGCACAUCGUAGAGCUACAGUUUGUUAUGAUUUGUAGCAGUUUGUGCUCUAGGUUUUUGUUAAUAAAAAAAGAAUAAAAAAGACGUUAAUUAGCAUUUUGUUGAGUUUGAUUUUUCUACGGUUGUCAGUGGUAUUUUGUGUAUUAUUACAGAAGAAUAAAAUGUCUAGUUUCAAAGAAAAUUGUGAAAAAUAUUUCGGUACCGCUGAUUUUUAUGAAGUACUGGAAGUUGCGAAGGAUGCUUCUCAAAAGGAAAUAAAGAAAGCCUAUCAUAAAUUGUCCCUGUUGGUUCAUCCUGACAGAGUUGAUGAUAGUCAAAAGCUGGAAGCUACUGAGAAAUUUAAAGUUCUUGGAAAAAUCCAUUCCAUCUUACAAGAUGAAAAUAAGCGUAAGAUUUAUGAUGACUCCGGUGAGUUUGACGAUGAAGGUGAUGGCGAUUUCAACUGGAUGGAAUACUGGAGGAGUCUUUUUAAAAAAAUAAGCCUCAAAGAUAUUCAGAAUUUCGAAGAAGAUUACAUUGGCUCGGAAACGGAAGUAAGAGAUAUCAGAAAAGCAUAUGAAUCUUGUAAAGGUAACAUGACAAAGAUGAUGGAGCAUAUUCCAUUUGCCAAUCCAGAAACUGAACCAAGAAUUAUAGAAGUAAUAAGGGGUUUAGUUGAUAAAGGUGAAGUUGAAGAAUAUGACCAGUUUUUCAAUGAACCUGCUAAAAGACGAAGAUUGAGGCAUAAGAAAUAUCAAAAGGAAAAGGAAGAAGUUGAAAAGGAAUCGAGUGUGAAGAAAGCUAAAUUUCAACAAUACUCAGAUUUAGAAAAAAAUUAUAUUGGUUCAGAAGAUGAAUAUACAGAUAUUAAAAAUGCUUAUGAAUCUUGGAAAGGAGAUAUUACUAAAAUGAUGGAUACUAUUCCUUUUGCUAAUGUUGAAAAUGAACCAAGAAUUAUUGAAAUAGUCCGAGGAAUGGUUGAUCGUGAGGAAGUACAAAAAUAUGAAUUAUUUUUCAAUGAACCUCUUAGUAAAAAACAAAAACGGCAUCACAAGCUCAAGAAUGAAAGGGAGGGUAUAGAAAGAUAUUCUAUGGAAGAUGAGGAGAGUUUAUCUAAUGAGAUACAGGAGAGAGCAUCAUCAAACUUUAUGAACAUGAUUUCCAACUUAGAAGCUAAAUAUGGAAAUAAUAAAAGUAAAUCACUAACUGAAGUAAAAACAACUGCUAAGAAAAGAAAAUUUUCUAAAAAAUGAAGCUCAUAUUUAUUGCUGAUCACUUUUCAAUAUCUGAUAUUAAGAAUGGACUUUUUUGUUAAUAGUUUUUCUCCUAACGUUAUAUAAAUUUAAUGAAUAUAAUUAUUCCAGUUA
Harmonia axyridis is the source of this 1363-nucleotide messenger RNA. Its product is annotated as J domain-containing protein CG6693-like. Lineage: Eukaryota; Metazoa; Arthropoda; Insecta; Coleoptera; Coccinellidae. Gene Ontology annotation, molecular function: heat shock protein binding. The record is from RefSeq and is a predicted model, not a curated record. Gene Ontology annotation, cellular component: nucleus; cytoplasm. Bases 179 to 1249 code for a protein of 356 amino acids. The transcript is spliced from 4 exons.